GCCGCCGCAGCCGCGGAGCCGCGAGCAGCGCCGGCCGGGCCGGGAUGUGAGGGGCGGCUGCCCCGCGCCCGCUGCGCCGCUGCCCCGGGCCCGCGGGCCCCGCGCCCCGGGAGGCUGUCGGGGGGCGGCGGCGGCGGCGGGUCCCCCCCCGCCGCCCCCAUGUCGGAGGGGCCGCCCUACGGCGAGGGGCAGCUGGCGGGGGACGCGGCCGUGGGGCAGCUGCCCUUCCCCGUUCGCCUCCGCGGCGGAGAUGGGCUCCUGGCCGGAGGGCAGGGCAAGCGGCCGCCCAAGCUGGGGCAGAUCGGCCGCAGCAAGAGAGUGGUUAUUGAAGACGACAGAAUUGACGAUGUGCUGCAAAACCUCUCCGAAAAGGCCCCUCCCGGUGUUUAAAGCCUCCCCGGGGACGCUGAGCUGAAGGCCGGGGUGGGGUUCGGUUUACAAUGGCACAGGUGAUCGGCAAAAAAUAAAUCCCCCCCCAAAAAAACACCGCAGCGACCACCCGAGCUCCAGGAACACCGAUCCAGCCGCAGUCCCGCAGCCCUGCCCUCCGGAGCAGGAGGGGAGGGCGGCGAGCGAGCCACAGCCCAGCCGAGAAUCCAAAAAUAAUCAUAAAUUCAAAUAUAUAUAUAUAUAUAUAUAUGUGUAACCGGGGGAAAAUAAGUCACCUGCUUCAAACCACCCCGAGGGAUGGACGGAGGAGUCACGCCGCGGCUGGGAAUUACUCGGGAUGGUUUUUUUCUCGGGCUGAUGAACCUUGUGCCGAGCUAGAUCGGGGGGUAAGAGGAAAAAAAAAAAAUAAAGGGGCAGCGGGAGAUGGGAGGGGAACAGCCCCUGGGGUCUCCCUCCGGUCAGGGUUGUUCCCAGAGGGCACCUUGUUUACAUUAUUUAAUCUUGCAAAAAUGAAUCCGUGCACUUGGAUGUACCACGCUAUCCCCUUCUGUACGAGUUUCUUUUUUUUUUUCUCUUAUUUAUUUUAUUUUAAUUAUUUUUUUUUUUAUGUUGAUGUCUUUGGAUGUUGGGAAAUUAUAUAAAAUAGAUAUAUAUAUAUAUAUAUAUAUUUAAUUUUAGUCACGUUUUAAGGUUCUAGAGGGGGGAAAACCAAAACUUUUAUAAAGGAAAGGCCUGAAGGAAGAAUUGCUGGUUUAUUUUUUAAAGCUUGUACUUCUUGGUUGCUGUGAGCAAAGGGACAGAUUUUAUAUGUACAGGGGGGUGGGGGGAACGCUCAGCUUUUCUAACUACCAUGCAGUCUGUAGUGUGGGUGAUCUUGGUUUUGUUUUGGGUUUUUUUUUUCCCUUAUAUUGUGGCAGUUUCCUCUCUUUAAUAGACUGUAUUAAAACAUAUAUAUAAAAGAAAUUAUUUAAUGUAAUCACAAGAGUGCCAAACACUUGGAGAUGCUGGAGGGCAGCGAUUCCCUCCCCGAGACGAGCAGCACUCGGAGCUUUCUGCUCUUUCUAGGGCUCGGUCGAUCUCUCGUGGGGUUUUCUCUGACUUCUCUUUUCUAAUCUUUCUUUUUAACUAUUUUGCAUGACGUGCAUAAAAGAAAAAAAAAGGGGAAAAAAAAGAAAAAGGUGUGGGGUGGGGGGAAAAAAAAAAAAGCGCUUCUGGCGCCCGGGCUUGGUUCUUGUUUCUGUUUGCGAUUGACUGACAGACCUCAAGGCAGGUUUUUCUUUCCUCCUUUUCUUAAAUAUUGUGUAUGUUGCACUUUUAUCCACUACACAGGGCUAUUUCUGCAAUGUCCGAAUAAAAAGGAAAAUGAAACAAAAC
Poecile atricapillus (Black-capped chickadee) is the source of this 1764-nucleotide messenger RNA. It is a transcript of the gene CAMK2N1, whose product is annotated as calcium/calmodulin dependent protein kinase II inhibitor 1. Gene Ontology annotation, biological process: negative regulation of protein kinase activity. The record is from RefSeq and is a predicted model, not a curated record. Gene Ontology annotation, molecular function: calcium-dependent protein kinase inhibitor activity; protein kinase binding. NCBI's taxonomy places the organism in Eukaryota, Metazoa, Chordata, Aves, Passeriformes, Paridae. The transcript is spliced from 2 exons. Bases 160 to 390 code for a protein of 76 amino acids.